This is a messenger RNA of Colossoma macropomum (tambaqui), 2482 nucleotides long. It is a transcript of the gene kif6, whose product is annotated as kinesin family member 6. The record is from RefSeq and is a predicted model, not a curated record. Bases 85 to 2388 code for a protein of 767 amino acids. Gene Ontology annotation, biological process: microtubule-based movement; mitotic spindle organization. Lineage: Eukaryota; Metazoa; Chordata; Actinopteri; Characiformes; Serrasalmidae. Gene Ontology annotation, molecular function: microtubule motor activity; ATP binding; microtubule binding. The transcript is spliced from 22 exons.
GGAGUAUGGAGGACACUGGAUACUAUAGAGAGACUAUAAACUAACUUAUUUCUCACAAAAGCGCCGCUUCGGCCGCGAGUGAAGAUGGUAAAGCAGACCAUUCAGAUCUUCGCCCGCGUUAAACCGACGGAGAAACCGCCGGCGGUGUACUCUGUGGAUAAUGAGGAGCAGAGCGGAGGCAGAUUGGAGUUUGUGGUUCCAAGAGAUCUAGCAGAUGGCUUCAUCAAUAACAAGAGGGAGAGCUACAGAUUCAGGUUUCAAAAGGUUUUUGAUCAAGCAGCCAAACAAGAGGAGAUCUUUGAGACAAUUGCCAAGCCUGUAGCUGAUAAUGUGCUGGCAGGUUACAAUGGCACCAUCUUUGCCUAUGGGCAGACUGGCAGCGGCAAGACCUUCACCAUCACUGGCGGUGCCGAGCGCUACAGUGACCGGGGCAUCAUCCCCAGAACUCUGUCUUACUUAUACCAGCAUUUCAGUCAGGAUAGUAGCACGGUGCAUACCACCCACAUAUCUUACCUGGAGAUCUACAAUGAGGUGGGAUACGACCUUUUGGAUCCCCGGCAUGAAGCAUCCAAGCUGGAGGACUUACCGAAAGUGACCAUAAUGGAAGAUCCUGACCAGAACAUUCACCUCAAGAACCUGUCAUUGCAACCGUCAGCCAAUGAGGAAGAGGCGUUGAAUUUGCUUUUCCUGGGUGACACCAAUCGCAUGAUUGCAGAGACCCCCAUGAAUCAGGCCUCCACGCGCUCUCACUGUAUCUUCACCGUUCACCUGUGUAGCCGUGAGCCGGGCUCAGCGACUCUGCGUCGCUCCAAACUCCACCUGGUGGACCUGGCUGGCUCUGAGAGAGUGGGAAAGACAGGUGUAGGGGGCCAGAUCCUGACUGAGGCCAAGUACAUCAAUUUGUCACUGCAUUACCUGGAGCAGGUCAUCACAGCUCUGUCAGAGAAGAACCGCUCUCAUAUCCCGUACCGCAACUCUAUGAUGACUUCUGUGCUCAGGGACAGCCUGGGGGGCAACUGCAUGACCACCAUGAUCGCCACUGUGUCAGUGGACAAGAGGAACAUUGAUGAGUCUAUCUCCACCUGCCGCUUUGCCCAGAGAGUGGCUGUGAUUAAGAACGAGGCUCUACUUAACGAGGAGCUGGACCCAGCACUGAUGAUUGCUCGCUUGAAGAAGGAGAUUCAGCUUUUGAAGGAGGAGCUGGCCAUGGUGACCGGAGAACAAAGGAAUGAUGAGCUAACUCCAGAGGAGAUCCAGGGGCUGGAGGAGCAGGUGAAGGUGUUCCUUGAUGACCCUGACCCUGAUAGAACACUGGACCUAGGGCCAGACAUGAGAAAAAUCCAUCUCUGCUUUUCUCUGCUAAAGGUGAAGGUGCGGGAGAAGCCAUGUGUUCAGAAAGAGACAGAUAACACCAGCCAUCUCGCAUCAUCAGACACGCAGGACAGGCAAGCUCACAGAGAGCUGCUGAAACUGAAGGACAUGCUCACUCAGCGUGACAAUGAGAUCAGUAUACUGGUGAGCAUGCUGAAGAAGGAAAAGAAGAAGGUUCAAGAAGCCAAUGCCCAGUUAGCAAACUUCUCCAAUGGAGAUAUGACAUCACAUAGCUCAUCCACCAGCACUCUUGGUGAAAAGAGGUUGAAGGAUGAAACUUCAGAGAACUUCCCACUUGCUCAGCAUCUGAUUAACAGGCAGAGAGGACCAGAGCUGUCUAUAGGCCGGCAAGAGGCAUUUGAAGUAUUUAGGAGAGAUCAUGAGGAUCGUCUCACCAUUGAAGACAAUAAGGCCAUACUCAAGCAGAGGUUUGCAGAGGCUAAGGCACUUGGGGAGCAGGUUAACCAGGCCAGGAACAGAGUCAAUGAGCUGAAGAAGCAGUUGGAGGUGAGACGGAUGCAGAUGGCCGCACAGGGUGUAACGGGGGGGCAGCAGAAUUCAGAAUCGGACCCUGUAGAGGAGAGACUCCGCAACCAGAUUGAAGAAGAGAAGAAAAGUUAUAAGAGCACUUUUGGGCAUUUGAAAGGCUUGAAGACAGAGAUCGAACAUCUACAGCACCUGCUACACAAGUCAAAGAUCAAGCUGCAGAAGGAUUUUCAGGACUGGUGGACCCAGGAGGCCACAAAGCUGCAGAAGGAUCCACGACCAGAGAGAGUGGAAGUGAAGCAGAGCCAGGACAGCACAACCAGACAUUCCAGUUCACCUGAUCAUGCCAUCAGCACCCAAGAGAGAAAACUCAGAGACCUACCUACUCCAUCUGCAAGAGAUCUGAGAGCCUUGUCUUCCACUGCCCUGUCCUCUUCAUCUAUCCCACUAACUGGAGACCAGCAGACUGAUGCGGAUAUCAUGGCCUUCAUCAAGGCCAGGCAAAGCCUGCUUACCAGAACAGGUUUUUGACGCUCUGUGGAUACGGAUCAGAAGUCAUACCUGUACAGCAGGCUGAGUCUGAGAUGAAUCUUUAUCACAUGUCUGCUGCUCCCCUUUACAAGCC